This is a messenger RNA of Ectocarpus sp. CCAP 1310/34, 1064 nucleotides long. Lineage: Eukaryota; Phaeophyceae; Ectocarpales; Ectocarpaceae. The record is from the annotation of a GenBank genome assembly.
AUGUGGAGAGUGCUGAAGAAGAUGACAGAGUGUACGAAAAGCGCGGUCAUGCUAGACGGAGAACUGUCUAAAUUCUUCGACAUUGAGCAGGGGGUUCCACAAGGUUGCACGCUGUCCCCCACAUUGUUCCAGGUGUUCAUCAACGAUCUGUUGGAAGUCGUAGAGGCAGUCCGGAAGGGAGUAAAAGUAGGGGACACGGAAACGUCGGUUUCAGGAAUGCUGUUUGCGGAUGAUUUUGUCGCUGCUGCCGCAAUUUUUUCAUUUUGCUGUUGUCCGCUCACCUUCCAGGGCAACGAGGACUGGCACUGUCGUAACUUCGCCUGUGUCGACCCGAACGCUCCCUGUGUAGACGAUGACAGCGUAACCGUAGACAUGAUCGAAAACUGCAGGUGGUCGACAGACAUCGGCGACGGAUACUGCAGUGAAGAUCUCAACACGCCCGAAUGCGGUAGGUCUUUGCCCGAGAAUCUCGCAUUCCCGUACCGGUGAACAAUAUGACUUUCUUGGAAGCAAGCUGAAAUAGGGAUUGGUUGCGAUGAAGAUGGUGUGUCGACUUAGACAUCCGAUGACCUCUGGACCAGCUGUUGCCAACAGAUGCCAGCGCUCAAAUAAGCUCCAAGGUCCAUGAAGGUCGCAAGCUCGGUUGAUUGGUUAUCUUGGUAGCUGUUGCGGCGAGAUCAUGGUGCGCGUGUUUGUGUUCGUCCCAUUUCCUCUGGCGCGGCCACAGUACGAACGUCUUGGUUCAUUUUUGUUUGACUUACUAGCAAGGGGUCACAUAGGAAGAAGGUCGUUCAGGAGGUUCUUUGAUUGUCCUGGGGUACGAGUUGCAGCGGUCGUGAGUUCGAAUUCCCACGGGGUGAAAAAUUUACGAAAUGUGCGGGUGAAAGCGAAAUAUUGCUGACAAGCUCUCGUGAGAACCGAACUUCGACGUUAGCACCGUUGACGAGGGAAAGGUACGGCUGGACCCUUCUCGCGAUAAAAAUAAAAUUCAGCACGCACCGCAGGAGGAAGGUGGGGCAUGAAAAGACAUGAAAAGAAGAAAAAAGCCCUGGUGUUGACCCCCU